AUGGAACAGACGUCGCGAAAGAAGCCGCGGGGCCGAGAGGGCUCGGCGCCCACGCCGAAUUCCGCGUCUGGAUCCGGCGCGCCGGACUCGGCAGCCUCUUCGGAGCCGCGGGGCGCGCAGCUUUGGCUCUUCCCCAGCCCAGCGGGCCUCCGCCGCGCGUUGUCCCAGAGGUCCGAGGAGACGCGGCAGAUCUGCUAUAAGCGAGGGCGCCUGGCGGUGCUGGCGCGCGGCGGGACCAGCGUAGAGGUUCACCACCUGCCGGCGGAGAGCGAUGGCACCGGGAAGCCCAAGUAUAUUAAAUUAGAAAGAAAAAUGAAGAUACAUUCUGUGGACCAAGGAGCAGAACACAUGCUGAUUCUAUCCUCAGAUGGAAAACCAUUUGUAUACAACUAUAGUACAGAACAUGCAAGGUUUCAAUGUGUCUUACAAGAAAAUAUUAUAAUUCAAAUUGCAUGUGGAGAUCAUCAUUCUCUUGCACUCUCCAAAGGUGGUGAGCUUUUUGCCUGGGGCCAGAAUUUACACGGCCAACUCGGAGUUGGAAGAAUAGUUGGCUCAACUUCCACACCACAGAUAGUGGCCCAUCUCACAGGAGUCCCCUUGGUUCAGAUAGCAGCAGGAGAAGCCCACAGCAUGGCCUUAUCCAUGUCCGGAAGUGUUUAUUCCUGGGGGAAGAAUGAUUUGGGACAACUAGGCCUGGGUCACACUGACAAUACAGAUUUUCCUUCUCUUAUUGAAGAACUGGACAACCAGGAAGUUGAAUUUCUCACUUGUGGUGGCUCUCACACUGCUCUGCUCACACAGGAUGGGCUGGUGUUUACUUUUGGUGCUGGAAACUGUGGGCAACUUGGUCACAAUUCAACACAGAAUGAACCAAGACCCCGUUUGGUGACUGAGCUUGUUGGAAAUAGAGUGACCCAGAUAGCAUGUGGAAGGUAUCACACACUUGCCUAUGUUUCUGAUUUGGGAAAGGUCUUUUCUUUUGGUUCUGGAAAAAAAGGACAACUGGGAAACGGUGGAAGACAUAAUCAGCUAAUACCACUUCCAAUGAAAUUGCCAUCAAAAGAAGAACUCAGAUUUGAAAACCACACCUCAGAGAAGGAGUUAAUAAUGAUUGCUGGAGAAAAUCAAAGCAUUUUGCUCUGGACGGAAAAAAAGGUAAAAAUACAUCUCUGGAUGCUCUGUGAGACAGCUAGGUUGCACAAAUGGGAAAUCACAGAGAUAUUUUCAUCUCCUGCUUGUUUAACUGGAAGUUUUUCAAAGAAAAGAAUAGCUGCAGAGACGAUGUCUAUUCAUUUAGAUUUAAAUAAAGCAAGAAACACCUUUAAGGAGUUAACCCAGAAGGACUGGAUUACUAACACGAUCACCACAUGUCUUAGGGAUAAUCUGCUCAAAAAUCUUCCACUGGGUUCUCCAUACCAAGAAGCUUUAGAAAUUUUCUUCCUGCUCCCAGAAUGUCCUGUGAUGCAAGAUUCUAACAACUGGAAGAGCUUGGUGGUUCCAUUUGCAGAAGCUGUCUGUAAAAUCAGUGACCAGUUUUCAGGGGUUCUGGAGAACUAUUGGGCAUCUUUGGAAGAAUCCAUUUUUGGCAACCUGGUCCAGAUGCUUAAAAGAACCAUUGUCUCUCAACUUUCUAUUCGGACUGAAAGUGCAAAGGAUUACCGUCAUAUUCAAGCUGUCCUAGAAAUGUUAAAAAAGCUGCACAGGGUAAACCAGGCUAACAAUCUGCUUCCUGAAAAUACUUUCAACAUAAAUGAACUCUCGCGUUUGCUCAAUUUCCGUGAAGAGGCAUAUAAAAGGUCCUUUUGGAGAAUUAUCUCGGAACCUUCAGUAGACGUUUCAUGUUAUGUUAUAUUCAGUCAUUUUCCAUUUAUCUUUAGUUUUCUGUCGAAAAUUAAACUGUUACAUGCUGACUCAGAGUUACAAAUAGAGGUGAGAAAUAAAGCUUUUUUAAGGUGGCUAGCACAAGAAGGGCCACCUUUGUUGCCUACCAUUAAUCUAGCAGUCAGAAGGAGUCACUUGGUUGAGGAUGUUUUUAAUCAGCUAAAUCCAUUUGAGAAUGAAGACUUGAGGAAGGAGUUAUUGGUUUCAUUUAGUGGAGAAAUUGGCUACAACACUGGAGGAAUCAGGUCAGAAUUCUUCCACUGUAUAUUUAAAGAGAUGACUCGGCCAGAAUAUGGGAUGUUUAUGUAUCCUGAAGAGGCUUCCUAUAUGUGGUUUCCUGUCAGGCCUAAAUUCAAGAAGAAGAGGUAUUUCUUCUUUGGGGUGCUAUGUGGACUCUCCUUAUUCAAUUUCAGUGUUGCCAACAUUCCUUUUCCUCCAGUACUGUUUAAGAAACUUCUGGACCAAACACCAUCAUUGGAAGACUUGAAAGAACUCAGUCCUGUUUUGGGAAAGUGUUUGCAGAUACUUCUAGAUGAUGAAGGUGAUGACAUUGGAGAAGUAUUUUAUAUCCAUUUUAAUAUCUGUUGGGACAAAAAUGAUGUAGAAUUAAUUCCAAAUGGAAGUUGCAUAAUGGUUGACCAGACUAACAAAAUAGUAUUGAGAGUGUUUCUUACAGGAACUGACAGACUACAAUUUAAAGAGUUAAAGAAUAUGAAAAUAACGUUUUGCUGCCCUGAAAAUUGGAAUGAAAAAGAUCCCAUAAGAGUACAGACAUGUGUUAGUGUCCUCUUUCUCCCUAAAUAUUCAACAAUGGAAAGAGUGGAAGAAGCACUUCAAGUAGCCGUCAACAAUGACAGAGGAUUUGGCUGA
Molecule: messenger RNA, 2751 nt
Organism: Orycteropus afer afer
Lineage: Eukaryota; Metazoa; Chordata; Mammalia; Tubulidentata; Orycteropodidae
Source: RefSeq, a predicted model, not a curated record